UGUCUUUCACUUCACGGUAUCACUGUAACUGAGUUGCUCUGAAACUACAUUUAUCUCUGAGUUUCUUCUUCUUUUCUUACUUUCUUUCUCUGAAUCAACAAUGACGAGGCAUGGGUUUGUUAAGAUUUUGAUACUAAGUUUGGUAUUGAGUACUGUUUUCGUUACUCUAGUGAAAUCUGCAAAGUUUGAUGAGUUGUUUGAACCAAGUUGGUCUUUAGAUCAUGUUGUUUACGAAGGAGAACAGCUUAAACUUAAGCUUGAUCAUUCAUCAGGUGCUGGAUUUGGGUCGAAAAGCAAAUAUCUGUUUGGAAAAACAACAGUACAGAUUAAACUAGUGGAGGGAGAUUCUGCUGGAACUGUUACUGCGUUCUAUAUGUCAUCAGACGGUCCAAAACACAAUGAGUUCGAUUUUGAGUUCUUAGGAAACACAACUGGUGAACCUUACCUAGUUCAAACCAACAUUUACAUUAAUGGAGUUGGAAACAGAGAAGAAAGACAGAGUCUUUGGUUUGAUCCUAGUAAAGAAUUUCAUUCUUACUCUAUCCUCUGGAAUCAACAUCAAGUCGUUUUUCUAGUGGAUGAAACACCGAUACGCGUAUACUCGAACAAGGAGAAAAGAGGGGUACCAUUCCCAAAAGAUCAACCCAUGGGUGUAUAUAGUUCAAUAUGGAAUGCAGAUGAUUGGGCAACACAAGGUGGAAGGGUAAAAACCGAUUGGACCCACGCUCCAUUUGUUUCCUCGUACAAGGGUUUUGAAAUCGACGGUUGUGAAUGCUCCAUCACAACCACCGCUGAUCAAAAUCAGAAGAAAUGUAGUAGUGCUACUAGUUCUGGUUCUGGUUCUGGUUCUGGUUCUAGUUCUACUUCUAGUGGAGUAACAACUCAGAAGGCUAAAUAUUGGUGGGACGAACCCAUUAUGUCUGAGCUAAACAUGCAUCAACAUCAUCAAUUAUUGUGGGUUCGAGCUAACCAUCAAAUUUAUGAUUACUGUACUGAUAAGACUAGAUUUCCAGUCACGCCUCUUGAAUGUGAGCAUCGUCCGUGAUCAAGUUUCUGCCCUGGGAAAAGAUGUUGGAAUUAUGGUUUGGAUUAGGAUGGGGAGGAAGUAUGGACUAUGGAAUGUUAUCGGUGUGGGUUUUGUAAAGAAAAAGAUGAACAUGAGCUUCAUGUUUCUGUAACUUCUGUUAAGAACAACUUUUGUUUUUAGGCUUUUCUUUGUUUUUUUUGGUUAUUGUACCGUAGAUGUAAGAUAUUCAAUAAUAGAAAGUAGUUUUGGAUCUUUUCUUUGCUA
Molecule: messenger RNA, 1291 nt
Organism: Papaver somniferum (opium poppy)
Lineage: Eukaryota; Viridiplantae; Streptophyta; Magnoliopsida; Ranunculales; Papaveraceae
Product: xyloglucan endotransglucosylase/hydrolase protein 9-like
Exons: 4
Coding region: 101-1045 (314 amino acids)
Biological process (GO): xyloglucan metabolic process; cell wall biogenesis
Cellular component (GO): cell wall; apoplast
Molecular function (GO): xyloglucan:xyloglucosyl transferase activity; hydrolase activity, hydrolyzing O-glycosyl compounds
Source: RefSeq, a predicted model, not a curated record